CGCGCCUACAGUGGUGGAAUCGAACGUCCCCGAGCGCACACGGCGUAUAGGAGAGUACGGCGCACGAGUCUCUGGAAGGAAGAUAACGGUUUCUUUUUUUGCCCCCGCUCCACUCAAACAAGAAGAACAAACCAAACCUGCAUUUUAGGGGGGUUUACAGAGUCUUCUCAGUACAAGGAGGGAAGCGAAGGAUUGGAGCCGCAAGUUUUUUUUUUCUUUUUCGUUUUUUUCUCCUUUUUCCUAAAAGAGGGAUUCUGUGUUUCACUGUGGUUUGUUCUCCGCUCUCGCCGCAAAGAUGAUGGUCGGAGAGGUCGAAGUGAAGGAGCGACCGAGGCCGAGUCCCGACUAUUUGAUGCAAUUAUUAAACGAGAAGAAGCUCAUGACCAGCUUGCCAAAUCUCUGCGGCAUCUUCACACACCUGGAACGGCUUCUUGAUGAAGAGAUCAACAGAGUGCGCAAAGACAUGUACAGCGACACAGUGAAUGGCCUUGUGGAAAGACAUCCUAUGGAGCUGCCCGAGCCCCUCGGACCCAUCGUCCACCAGCAGGAAAAGCUGUUUGUGCCUGUCAAAGAGUACCCUGACUAUAACUUUGUGGGGAGAAUCCUUGGCCCUCGUGGACUCACAGCCAAACAGUUGGAAGCAGAGACGGGAUGCAAAAUCAUGGUGCGAGGCAAAAGCUCCAUGAGAGACAAGAAGAAGGAAGAGCAGAACAGAGGGAAGCCAAACUGGGAACACUUAAACGAAGACCUUCAUGUCCUGAUCACAGUGGAAGACACACAGGGCAGAGCUGAGAUGAAGAUGAGGAGAGCGGUGGAGGAGGUCAAGAAGCUCCUCGUACCUGCUGCGGAGGGAGAAGACAAUUUGAAGAAGAUGCAGCUGAUGGAGCUGGCCAUUCUCAAUGGGACAUACAGGGACAACAACAUCAAAACACCCACCCUUGCAUUCUCUCUUGCAGCGGCGGCAGCAGCCGCUCAAGGCCAACGUCUCAUAACCUCCACGGGUCAGGUGUUGCCUCCCCAGGGGCUCCGGCCCCAAACACCCGGUGGGGGCCAAAUCAUGAACCUCAUCCGGCAACCUCAAAUGGCUGCCAUGAUGUCCAAUGGCACCCCCACUCUGGUGCCUCCCUCACCGGAUGGUGGGCUUAUCUACACCACCCCUUACGAUUACCCUUACGCCCUUGCACCCACCUCCCUGCUGGAGUACCCCAUCGAUCACAGUGGGGUUCUAGGUAAGAGAGCCUGGGCUAGCAUGGGUCCAGCAGGUGCCAACUUUGGCCAGCCUGGACACGAGGGCAGCUUUUUUUACCCCGGAGCGGGGAUGCUGGACGCGGCUGCCAUGAGCCACAGUCAGGACUUAUUGAAAGGUGCAAUGGCUUCUAAAGUGAGACGGCAUGACACGCGGGUCCAUCCUUACCAAAGGAUUGUGACCGCUGACAGAGCCGCCACCGGCAACUAACACAUGACCUUCUGACCUCUGAACUCUUCACCCAAUGACGAGCCGCCCCAAGCCUGCCUGCUGAUCAGUUAACUGGUAAUUGCCUUUUGCUAGCCUCUCGGACGCAAGUGAGAGAGAGAGAGAGAGAGAGAGAGAGAGAGGGAGGCGCCUGCCCAUACAGUUACCCUAACACUGACAACACAUAGAAACCAACGCAGAAUCUUCACAGAAACACAACAAACCCAACAGUUGUGUAAUAUUCAUUUUUUCCCUCUGUUCAUUGAGUUCAAUUCCCAUUCUUUCUCUUUCUUUUUCUUCAUGAAUCAUAUAGUGGGUGGAUGUGUUUGUGAUAUUACCCAUAAAUCUGCACUGAAUUAUAUAGCAAUAAAGACCCCCACCCCACCUGCCCGCCCACCCUCCUUUUAAUCACUCUAAUUUGGUGACCUCACUUGUUUGAAUCAAAGUUCAAUGAACCAAUCUAUUUGAUGCAAACCGUUUGGUUUCAGAGUAAUGACAUCACCCUCCCUCUAAACAGAAACACCCUUAAAAGCCCCCCUUCCUGCCCCACCCUGUCCCAACACCCACCUAUAAGGAGAGAAAAAGAAACAGAAGGAAAGAGAGCACACACUCACAUUAACUUGUUUAAUUUCUGUCAUUUUUCACAUGUAGUGCAGUUGUUGAGCUCUAAAAUGUAAUUGAGCUGACACAUUCUGGGUGUGCCCCUCCGAACAGCUUCCUGUCUGUUUUUAAAAAGCAUGGCUGAAAUGAUUGCAAAAAGAGCUUUUUAUGAUUUAUGUGUUUUUCUUGUCUCUUUUAUUUUCAUUUUUUUUUUUUUUCACUUGAUUUUGGUUUCUCUGUUGUUCAAAUUUGACUAAUUAGCUUUGCCUGAAAUUGACAAGCCAAAAUGAUGCAGGUGGUUUCCUCUGGAAAACAAAAAGCAAUCUUAUGUUUGAAGCAGGCAGCAGUAAUAAGAUAUGAGGAGGGGCAUGAUGGGAAUGUCACUAGUUGGGCUGAUGGGUCUGUGUGUGUGUGUCUUUAAUUAAUACUACAAUGAAAGUAGGGUGUGCUGAGGCUUCGGGGACUUUGGAGCAGAGCUUAUUAGCUACUGACCAUCGCUACGCCCCCAUCCACACUACAUCCAUUAUACAGUGCCUGAUGUAUUUAGAAAAAUAUCUCAAUGAGUUAGCUGAGCUGUGAUUGAAAAGACAAAAAAAGUAUUAAGUGUGCAUAUUUAGCCAAAGGGUUUUCCAAUUAAUUAUAUAUCUGCAAUUAUGCAUCUGCCUCACAGAGGGCCUCUCUUGUGGUUUCAGAGUUAGGAAGGUGUGAGUUUGUGGUGCCUGCCUUCAGCUGGAGCUCACAGCCAGUCAGUCAGAGGAGUUUUGACCCAUUAAUGCUAUUUUUUUCUGAGGAGGUGAACGCAGGCAAUUAACACUAAAUCAACACGCUACCCAAUUACAGUACAUUGCUAGGGGGAAGGGCACUUUGAAGUUCUGUACAUAAAUGCUUUUGUCAUGAAGCUUCUAUAUUCAGUUGUUUCAUCGCCACAUUGCCAAAAGAGUGUUUGUUCCUUUAUGUUCUUCAUUUUCGCAUCUCAACAUUUGGCCUUUAUUUUAUUAUGCUUUUAUUUCUAACCCCAGUCAUCCGUUGGGACAUAAGGGUGGGCAUAAUCUGAGCCUUCCCGCCAAUAAGAAAAAUACUUGUUAGUGUUGAAUAUUUUUGUGGCGAAACAUUUAUUUUGAAGAAAUGACGAACCCUCCGAAAGCGCAUCCACAAUGUGUGUGUGUCCCCCCCCCCCCCCCCGUGAUCGUAGUCUCGCUCCUGAGCCCACAAUCUUUUGUUCAACUCUCUCAAGAAAAAAUAGGAUGUGAAAGCCAUGCCUGCCUGUUCAAAUUGCUUUAUACAUACGUCUUAUAUAUAUAUAUAAAUAUAUAUAUAUAAAUAUAUAAAAAUGUAGAUAUCUGUCAUUGCAUAUACAAAUACAGAAGAGAUCAAAAAAUAGAUAAUUUUACAGGGUGCUGGAGAAGAGAAAAACAUUUAAAAAAUCUAUUUUUGGCAAUUUUAGCUUUUGAUACUUUACUUGCAGUUACAAAAUCCGAAAAAAUAAAAUAAAAAAAUAGUGUAGGGGGAAAACAGAAAAAUGGAGUGGGUGAGGAAAAAAAACCUGUUACUUGGAUAUGAUUGGAGAGGAAGACGAAAACCAAAACAGUCAUAACCGUUGAAAGGUUAGCGAGAAUCAGAACGAGACCCCUGGAGAGAGUUUUAAAAAGAUCAAAUCAAAGUGCCUUAUCAACAGUGGUUUCUGUUUCCUGAGUAUUCCAGUUGUGUUCAAUAAUAUCCAGCACCCACGAGACGGCGCAGAGAGGAUGGCUAGUGUUACACGCUCUGAAUAGUCGAGCAGGGUAGCUCCCACCGUACCGUGGCGCUACCCGACUUAUUCUAUGCAAAAAGAUUAGCAGUCGUUUUGACCAGCUAAAAAAUGUGCCAUGGUUUUGUCUUCCUGAAAUAAUUUUUUUGUUUUCCUUUUACUUGAUGGCCCUUUACUCUGCUGUAUGUGCAGGUUUUGUUCUCUUUUUAUUUAGAUUUUAAUGAUCAUAUUGUCUUGAUUUUUGGUGACUGUGACUAACUUCCUAGAACAAAUCGAACUGCCAAUAGCAAGCAGUCGUCUGCCAGAACAUGUUUUGAUCAUGAGCCGAGGAAAAUACAUAACGUUCAAGGUAAUGGAAAGGAGGGAGUGUUUCCCCGUUGUUUCAACAGCCGAAAACUGAAAGCAUCCAGUCCGUAUCUCCGCAUGUCAAUUUGACAACAAACUAUCAAUACAAUCACGAGAUUUAUAAUGGACGAGUGAGAUGCUGCAUAAUGAAACGAGCAACUCCAUUUCACAGCCAAAUAGUUUUCAGUUAUUGAAACAACUGACAGUUUAUUGCUGGAAGGUGAAAUAAACUCAUAAUAUAAAAUCGAGGAGUUUUCAGAUCCCAAUAUUACCCGUGGCAGUUGGUUUUUCUACUCAUAGCUCUUUCAUCAAGCUGUUACACCGAAAGGUCAAUGGAUUAUUCUUUUUCAGUGUUAUUAUUUUAAAUUGAAAUGCAAUAUUAAAGUGGAGCAAGUGAUGGCUAUUCAGCAUUUGACAGUAUUAAAAAAAAUUCCCUCUGCAAUGUUACAACUUGCUGUGUCAUUGUGAAAGGCUGGAUAAGUCCAUCAGGUGAAAGGUGAACUCUAUACCUACCGUAUCUCUCUGGCCUGCCUACUACAUGUAUAAUAAUGUAAUUAACAGCCAUUGUUACAGGUUUAUAAUGUAUUUUUCUAAUCUCAUUUUAUAUGUAUAUUAAUCAUGUUUCUGAGUGCUUUUUUUUUUUUUUAUGAAACCCACUGCAGCUUUUUUCUUCCCUAAACAUCCCCUCUCUUCCUCCCCUCCCCCUUCCUUCUACAUCUUGAAAACUGUCUCUUGUGGGGAGUGUUGCCUUUUCCCUGUUAUAUUUGGUUUUGUUUUCUUGCCAAUUCCCAGCUUGUUUAACUCAUUAGCUACUUUAUUAGUUUCUUGUCAUAAGUAUUUUUACAUGCUUGCAUUUAGUUUUCAUGGUGUAUGCUGUUAUUUUUCUUAUUAACCUCUUGGCAUUUAUUUUAAUAAAACAUUCUUAGUAAGAAUUUUACUAACUUGCUGAUAUUUUGUCUUGUGUUUUUAACCAGUUUCAUGAAUGUAUUACCUUGGUCUGGUUCACGGACUAACACAUUAAACCUGGUGUCUGGCCACCACUGACACUGACUGAUUGACACGCACAAUACAUAAAGUCAACUGUGCACAUAUGCUCUACACACACACAUGCACACACAACCUAACUGGAAACUGCACGAGUUGAUAAGCGUCCUCACUCCCGCUCACGCACUCUCACCUCCGCUGGAGAAAUCUGCUGACACUCUUCAUACUUCCCGCUCAGUCACACCGCUGCUGUGUGACUCUCUUGUUAGUUGUCCUGUCUUUCUGUGUCACUGACCCCGUGAGACCACAGGAAGUGUCGCAGUGUCUGGGAGGGGGGGGGGGGGGGCGGGGUUUAAACCGCACAUUAUUUAAGUUCAAUGGUUAUCUUCUGGGUCAGCUCAACAAAGCACAUCAGGAUUAAAAUGGCGAUUUGUCUGCACACAAAUUGUCCACUAGUGUCCUCUAACUCUAAGCAUUAAUCUGUGCAGGGCUCGUUCUAAUCUGUGCUGCAUAUUAGUCAUCUCGUAAGGAUUAAUUUAACUGUGAAUUAUGUAUAGAGCCUCUCAUGAGCACAUGUAGAUUUAGUGAGUUAUUUGCAACAGACACAUUGAUGAGUUGUGUGAUAGCCUAAAGCUGUCCCCAGUCUUUUCUCUCCAUGGCUUGUUAUGCCUGGAUAGCAGCAUUACAGUUAUCACCAGCUGUUGCCUGUUUGGUGAGCACUUCUCUCCAUUCAGCUUAUUGAUAGAAUGGCUAAUACUGGGCCAUUUGGGAGCAUCCAUAAUGCUUACACACACCAGUACACCAUGCCAAUAUGAAGUACUUUGGGAUCAAACAACCUUCCUCUUCCUUCCAGUGUAAAAUGCCGAUACGGAUUUCCACUAGCUAGUAUUUAUUGUUUUCCGUCUGAAACACUGCCAGUGUGUGUUGUUCAUUCUUCUCCUGUGUCAGUGCUCUCGUCCCUGGGUUCACUCAGCUCUCUUGUCUCUAUUCAGCUUUUCCCCCCUCCUCCACUAAUUCAAGGUAUUGACACUGACACACAAGCAAAAGAUUAACUUCAUUAAUCCCUAUUAUGACUUUAACCCACUGAGUGAUGCCUCCAGAUGUAUUUCUUUGUUUUUUCCUCCUUUUUAAAUCUGCACAACAAAAAACAACUUGGCCUUAACUGCUGCAAUUCUCUUCAUGUCUCAGCAAGCAAAGAACAAGGAUUAAAAGUGUUUUACAUCAAAUUUAACAUUUCUCUCCUCUCUGAAAUUAACAUAUUUGUGGCUUUGAUCUGAAAGCGGGUGUUUCCCCCUUUAGCACCUGCUUGAACGCCAGCAAGUAGAGACAGAGAUUGGAUUACUGGCAGCCAGCCUAAAUAGUUUUUUUCUCCUUUAUACAUCUGGUGUUGUCAGCCUAAAGCUUUUUUUAUUUUAUUAAUGUAGGAUUGGCCUUUAAUGUUUUUGAUCGGCUCCCCUGUGCCGUAAGCAACUCAGGCUAAAAUCCGUCCAUUAAAUCCUUCAAUACAGUAUUUAUGCUGUCAAAAGCCUCGCCUUUUAUAUGUCAGAGGUUUAAAGGCCUCAACCACCAAGCUGAUGACAAAUACGAUAAGUUGAGCUUUUAUAAAGAGCACAAAUACUGCCUUAAAUAUCGCAUCUGUGAUUAAAAAGUGCCUUUUUCCCUAUGAUUGGAAACUAUAUAUUUUUGUACUUUAUCAAGUGCCAAUUAUGUCUUCCCUUUAUCUCGCCAAAAGCUUUUUGUGAAGCGUUAAAAAAAAAAACGAAACGCCCACGUAAUUAGCAUAAUGCACAAUACUUUUUAAAAUCCAAACUGGGAAAGUUUGACCAAGCAUUGGAAACUCAGAUGUUUCCCACCAUUAAACGUUGGCUUAAUGGAUCCUGUUUUUUGAAUCUGAUCACCUGAGAACUGUUCGUCCAAUAGGAUCGCAGUAUGCAGUGAGCCUGUCUGCAUACUGCUGCUCUCUGUCGCAGGGCAUUCAGUGCAUUUAUCUACUAACUACCUUCUCACCUGUCAAUCUUUUAUUUUUCUUCUGUUCUGUUUAACAAACAUUCCUCCAAUGAGUUAAACGGCAGGUUAACCAAUCAGCAUUGGUCUCAGAGAUUUAGCACUCAGGUGAUUAAAGGGCAAAUGCUACCAAAAUACAGAAUUAUUUUUUAGCCCCACUGGAUUUUUGUGUUUUUCUUUAUUUUUUUGACUGUGAUAAGUAUGCAUUAAAAAGUAUAAUACAUUUUUUCCUAAAAUUAUACUAGUAUGGUAUAUAUUGUAAGUUCCUCAUCCAUAUAGUGGUGCACUAAAAUCUGUGAGAUAUUUUCUUUUUUGUGGAGUUGUAAGUUUUUAUGUGAAGUAGCCUUUAUUUUGUUUUGUGUUACCUUGUUUUUAUAGAGGGUUAGACUGAGAAUUUUGAGUAGGGUGUAAAACAUGUAAUGCCAGUUUUUGUUGCUCACACCAAAAGAAAAGGAAAACAUGUCAUGUGUGCAAUAAAGAACCAUAUUUACAAGCUUC
Trematomus bernacchii (emerald rockcod) is the source of this 7631-nucleotide messenger RNA. RefSeq names its product QKI, KH domain containing, RNA binding a (gene qkia). Gene Ontology annotation, biological process: regulation of mRNA splicing, via spliceosome. Gene Ontology annotation, cellular component: nucleus. Gene Ontology annotation, molecular function: mRNA binding. The record is from RefSeq and is a predicted model, not a curated record. Bases 296 to 1456 code for a protein of 386 amino acids. Lineage: Eukaryota; Metazoa; Chordata; Actinopteri; Perciformes; Nototheniidae. The transcript has 8 exons.